Messenger RNA from Toxotes jaculatrix (banded archerfish), 6753 nucleotides. RefSeq names its product oxygen-regulated protein 1 (gene rp1). Gene Ontology annotation, cellular component: axoneme. Gene Ontology annotation, biological process: retina development in camera-type eye; photoreceptor cell development; intracellular signal transduction. The transcript has 3 exons. The record is from RefSeq and is a predicted model, not a curated record. The coding region runs from base 1 to 6753 and encodes 2250 amino acids. NCBI's taxonomy places the organism in Eukaryota, Metazoa, Chordata, Actinopteri, Toxotidae.
AUGAGCAACACACCUAUCCAGGACCCGGGUGCCCAGGGACUGUCCUCAGGCAGUGGGCAGACAUUACCCUCCCGACCCUUACAGCCCACCUCUGAUCCCUCAGCUUCAAAACGAGUAUGUUUCUACAAAAGCGGAGACUAUAAAUUUAGCGGGCAUCGCAUGGUCAUCAAUGCCCGCACCUUCAAGACAUUUGAUGCUCUGCUGGAUGUUUUAUCCAAGAAAGUGCCUCUGCCAUUUGGAGUGAGGACCAUCACCACACCUCGAGGGAUCCACCUUGUUAAGGGUCUGGAUGACUUACAGGAUGGGGGAUCUUAUGUGUGUUCUGAUCAGAAACGGGUGAAACCGUUAAACCUGGAUGAAGUGAACCGACGGCAGGUACCGUGGAAUACAACCAGACCCCUCAGUGCAGGACGACGAAGGCGUCAAGGACCCCAGUUCAGUCAGUUUGGCAGAAGGAACAAUGUCGCCAACCGGCCAGCAAAGGUCACAGAGAGGGUGGCAGUACGGACACCAAAGAAACUUGUGGUCAUCAAAAACAGGGAUCCCACUGUUAAACGCACAAUUGUGCUGCAGAGAAGAACAGCACCAACAUUUGAUGCUUUGCUGGAUUACCUUUCUCAGAUCCUGCAGUUCCCAGUACUGAAACUCUACUCUACAGAUGGCAGAAGAGUUGAUGGGCUCGCUGCACUUAUCUUGUGCUCUGGAGUUGUUGUGGCAGCGGGAAACGAACCAUUCAGAUUAGGAAACUACACUUUUCACACAACGGGACAGAUGGCACAGGCCAUAUACAUGGAAACUGUGGAGCCAUCUAUGCUGCAGCCCAGAGCUCAGAACAACAAAUCUUUCUCAAGUGGAAGAGGCUCAAGAAACUUCUCCUUAUCAUCAGAGCGAUAUAUUGUCAACCAGAUAAACACGUCUCGAAAUGGAAGCAUGAACAGCCACCUGCAUCACCACAAUGCAUCAUUUGAGACAGAAGUCAACCAGCAUCACUCAUCCAUGGAGACAUGUGGAACUGGGAGGGUAGAUGAUGAGCAUCCUACUUGCAUUGUACCUCAGGAUGACGACAUUGAAAAGUCUUUCCGUGUGAACCAAGAUGGCAGCAUGACUGUAGAAAUGAAAGUGCGUCUUACCAUUAAAGAAGAGGAGAUGCUCCACUGGACAACCACACUCAGCCGCUCCAGCCUUAGCAAGAGGACAGUUUGUGCCUCGAUUUCUGAGUCGGGCAACAGCUCACCUGACUCAAACAAUGCUGUUGCUAAAGACUCUUCUAGCAUCAGUGAAGAUGAAACUAAAGAGGAAAACCAUCCCUCUGGAGCUGGAAAGGGCGUCGGCUUCAAUGACCAUCAAGUAUAUGAGGGCUACACUUCAGCAGCUUUGGGAAAAACAAAAACAAGUUUCAAACGCACUCCUACACCAGGUCCUCGGCACGUUAAGAAGAACGCGUCGGUUGAGAGCGUGAAGAUGGUGACCGAGUCAGGAGUUCAAGAGAGCACCCUGGGACAUUAUUCCUACAUGGAGAAGACUGCAGAUGGUGAGACAACUGAAGGAUACUGUGUUGUCAGACACAGCAGCAGCAGCAGCCGACCAAUCCCAAAGCCCCGGAAAACGGCGUCUGCAGGAGCGAGCAACCAAGGCUCCCACUCCUCCAUCAGGUCAUCAGGAGUAGCUGAGGUUCUUCAGAUACAGAAUAAUGGAAUGGAGGUUACAGAAACUGUGAUGCAUAUAUAUGAAAGUCUAGGCUGCUACGACAACUAUUUUGCAAAUGAGGAAUACAGCGCAGACAGCGUACCUUUGCAUGGUAGCAAACCAUCCACUGAGUCGGGGGCACGUUCAUCCAGCAACGACUGUGAUAUAGAUUCUAGCUGGCAGCCACCCACUGCUGACCCACUACAAAGACAGAGAGAGGAGAUGUUAUCAUUGUCAUCAGAGCCAAUUUCUCCAAUACACGAGACUAAGAACAAUCUGUCUUCAGUGAGUGAGAAUGACACUCAAACAGCAACAAUCUCCCAAACUGAGGAGACAGUAAAAAAGAACAAAACUCAUAAAAGUGAGAAGAAUAAAAUGAUUAAACCUGCUAGGAAUCACAGGAGUUCAACUUCAACAAGCAGCUCAGAUAAAAAGCUAAAGGAAAGCAUGAUAUGCCCCUCAAAAAGCAGCAAACAUUCAUCUACUGAGAAGCUCAGCAGCAAUGCCAGUGCAGGUAAAAAGAGUGAGAGUUCAUCAGAAAGUGCUAAAAGUGGCCAAAAAAGUAAAGGAGCAGAAAAUAAAGCAGAAAAGCUUCAGUCCAAGAAAUCAAUUAAAAAUGAAAAAACAUCUAGGAAGGACACAGCCUUAUUAGUUAGCACAGAAAAAUUGAAAAGCACCCCACCUAAGAGACAGAGCAUGAAUAAAGUGGCUGCUAAAGACAAUGGCCAUAAUGUAAAUACUCCAACUGGAAGACCUCAAAUGAAAAAGAACAUGUCAGAUAUUUUACAACCAAAAAAAUCACUAGUGCCAGGCAAAAAGACAGUGAACAAACCUAAAUCCAUGAUCGAAAACAGAAUAUCAUCACCUAAAAAAUCUUUAGAGUUAAGUGAAAGUGUUUCAAUGCCUUCCCUGAAUCCUACGCCCUCAGAAAUCCACCAAUAUGUUGAGAACUGGUUGGAGAAAGUCACCCAAGACCAGGUGCCAUACAUGGAGGCCAUCCUAGAUGAAUCACAGCCUCCAUCAAAGGUUGUGUUUCAGAUAGGUGGCGAUUCUGAAUCAGAUGAAAAGAAUGAAUGUGAGACUAAUUUAGAUGAACAUUACCCAUUGUCUGGUGAUGCUGUCAAGAAAUCUGCUUCUUGUCUAUCAGUUCCUCUUUACCAUGAAGGGCCACAAACAUCUUCGGUGUACAAUGAACAAAAAACAAGAGGUUUAUGCGUUUCAAUGCCAAGUGUCAGGGUGGAUCCUGUACAACAGGAGAAUAUACUGAGGUCACAUAAAUCUGCAGAGGCCAUCGGUCCAGAUGACAGUGAAUCAGCUUCAUCUGCUUCCAACAUUUUAAAUCCCAAAGCAAGGAUAAAACCCGCCCUGCGACAACUUUGCUCUUCUAUUCAGUGCAUCAGAAGGGAGUCUGACACCAACACAACAUCCAAUCUCGAGAAGUCCAACAGCCUUCCCGACUUCUCAACACAAGUAGCUUCAGUGUUUGGCUCAUCAUGCAAAGCAUUUCUGUCAUUCUUGUCUGUGAUGACCCUGAGAGAUAGCCUAACAGGCUCUAUGCUAGGGGAGGGUAGCCAAUCAAGAAGCGCCUCAGAGGCCAUGCUAAUGAUGGAAUCCCUGCAGAAAAUUUCGUCCAUUGAGGACGAGGAAGAGCAGAGGGCAAGUCUGACAGAUCUGCACAGCAGAGCGUCUUCUCAAUUUAGAGAACGUUGGAAGGAUUUCCAGAUUUUGAGGGAAAGGCUUGAAAGUGAACCACUUUCUCCCAAAGUUUCAGAAACUGAGUUUGCCCUGGAUGUUGUCUCUGAAGGAGGCGAUGUAUUUGAGGAUCAGCAUCUGCAUAUUGAUGAGCUGAUGGAGGAGCUGAACAUGCCACAAGACCUCCGAGCAGAGAUUUCUUCAACAAUCCAACAAGCUAGAGGUUUCUACCCUGUGGAAGAGAGCACUUUUGUAGAAACUGAAAGAAACCAGUCUGAUUCAGAGGAAGAUGUGGAAAAAUUUGUUGACGAAUGCAAUGACGAAACAAAACAAUCAACAGAUCCUGAGACUACCUGCACAGUUGAGGACAUCGCUGAAAAAAAACAGGACAAUGAUGAUGGAGAUAUAGGCGACUUAAAUAAAAUGCAAUCCAUGCAUUCUGAACAGUCAAAGAUAAUGGGUGAGCCAGAGCAUGAACCUGGUGAAAUUCAGGAAACAGGCCUUGAUGUGAAAGAUUCAGAAUUGUCACAGACAGAGGGAGAUGAGGUCCUGAAAGUAGAUGAAAAUGAGAUGGAAGAAAAUGAAGAUGAAAACCAGGUAGAGGGGGUAGAAGAGGAUAGGGAGGAGGAGAACGACAGAGAGAAUGUAGAAACAAAGGAGAUAAAUGAUAGUGCUGAAGAGCUUGAAAAUAUAGAAAAGGAAAGGGAGGAAGAAACAGGGACGGCAGCGAAGGAAGAUGAUGAGGGGCAGGAUGACUGGGAAGCAGAGAAAGGAAGUGUCGAGGAAUGUGUUGAGAAAGUAGAGGAAGGGACAGAGGAGGAGAUGACAGGAAGUGAGGAGGAGGAUAAAUUAGAAGGAGAGAGAGAAGUGGUUGAGGAGACAGAUCAAGAGGCAAGAGAGGACGACAGUGCUGAAGAAACAGAUGAGAGAGAGGGUGCUGAGCAGACAGAGAUGGAAGAGAGGGAGAAAGAUGAGGUUGAAGAAGAAGCACAUGUGGAAGAAAAGGGAGAGGAGGGUCGCAGUGAUGAAAAGCAAGUAGAGGAGACUGAAGUAGAAGCAGAUGAGGCUGUUGAGGAGACAGAUGAAAAUGUUAUUGAAGAGCAGAAGGAAGAGGAGGAGGAAGAGGAGGAGGAGGAGAAGGAAGAGGGAGCGGUUAAUGAAAACGAUGUGGAGGAGGUAACUGAGGAGAUGGGGGAAGAAGAGGAGGUAGAAAACCUCACUGAGAAGGAUGUAGAAGAAGAAGCAGAGGAAGCUGCUGAGGAAACAGAUGAGGAAGAGGAGGUGGAAGACGUCAUUGAUGAGGUGGGCAAGAAGGAAGAAGGAGUGGAUGUGAUUAGUGAGAAAGAUGUAGAAGAAGGAGCAGAGGAAGUUAUUGAGGAGACAGAUGAGGAAGAGGAAGUAGAAAACAUAAUUGAUGAGGUGGAGGAGAAAGAAGAUGAAGAAGAAGUGGAUGUGGUUAGUGAGAAAGAUGUAGAAGAAGGAGCAGAGGAGGUUAUUGAGGAGACAGAUGAGGAAGAAGAAAAAUAUGUAACUGAAAAAAAUGUAACUGGAGAUGCAGAUGAGGAGGAAGAGGAAGAAGACAUGGAUGUUACUGCAGAAAGAGAUGAGGAAGAGGACAAAAUGGUAGUGGAAAACAGUGAGGAGGAAGCGGACGAUGGUGAGGCUGAGGAAAAAAAUACAGAAGCUAGGGUGAUCACAGAUGAGGGGGAGGAGGAAGAAGAAGAAGAAACUGCCAAGGAUACAGAAGAAGAAGAAAAGUGUGAUGAAGGGAGUAGCAAAGAGCUUGAGGAAAUAGAAAGUCUGGAGGAAGAGUCAAUUGCAGAUAAACAAGUAGAGGAGAUGGAGAUUGAAGAAAAUAUGAAAGCAAGGCAGACAUCAGCUGAAGAGGAGAGGGAGGAUGAUGAAGAAAAUGAGUUGAAUGAGGGAUUUGACCAGGUGGAGGAACAAGAAUCAAAAGAUGAGGCUGAAGAAGGAAAUGUUAUUGAACAUGCUGACAGUUCUGCUGAUGAUAAUGACUGUAAAAACCUGCUAGAAGAGGCCUCCUAUUUGCAGCAGCACGAUAGCAGUCACGAAGAAGCAAAUGCAGAACCUAACAGUGAAUCACCAACCAAAUAUUCAUUUGAGGGUCAGUGUGAGUACGAUAAAGGUAACGGAACAGAAACUGUUGUUGAACCUGAAACAGACGAGGAAGGGGAGCACCACGAGGAAAGAAGAAUCAGCAUACCGCAUCCAGUGGAAAUAUCACAGGAGUUACUUGACUUUGUUAACUCUGCCCUACAGUCCUCUUCACUUAUAUUCACAUACGACGCUCGGGGGAAUGUUAGGAUAGAGCCGGAUAAUGUCCGAGUUGUACAAACUAAGCAAACGGUAAUUCCAAAACGUAGAAAGGAUAGUUCGUAUGGCUUAAAAUGUCUCCCGAGCCCGAGCACCUCUGAUUUAUCUGAUUACAGACCAGAAACUUCAGAGAGCGGUGGAUAUAAAAGUCAGGAAUCUGUAGAUAUUGUCACAGAGAGUGGAGAAGAGGCUUCAGAUAGACCUUUUCCAGUCUGCAGACAUCAGACUGAUAUUCCUAAUGGGAGAACAAAUGUGGAGCGAGUUAAGUCCAAACUGUCUCUUGCAAGUAGUUCAGAGCUCUUGCAAAAUUCCAGAUUGAAAAGUGCAGAGAGUUUCUCUUCCAAUAAUUCAGGCACUAAAGUCUCAAGGGAGGAUCUGUCUUAUUUCAGUGCUGCAAGCUCAUUAAGGGCUGAAGUGGCACCAGAGGCUGCUCAGUACACUUCUUUCACCUCAGAAAAGGACACAGCUGAUGGGGUUUUGAUUGAUCAAGGAAGGUGGCUGCUGAAGGAGAACCACCUCAUAAGAAAAUCUCCUCCAGUCUCUCUGGGAAUGUAUGGUGAUGCGGAUAGCACCUCCAUUGAUACAGGUCAGGAGAACACUAGUGAGGACUCACCGCCUCAUUAUAAAACCCAGCACAACCCCCUUGCUGCCAUAUCCUCAUCAGAACUUGAGGAACUAGCGAAGCCUCAAACUCCAAAGUGCACCUAUUACAACAUGCCUCACGGAAGUGAUUCCGACCCCUUUUUGGACGACUCCAGUGUCCAAAGUGAGAAAAAGGAUACAAGCAGUGUCAAAGGGAGAGGCUUCAGGGUGUCACCUACUAUUGAUACAACCAAAACCUGGUCAAAUAAAAACGGCAGUCUGUCUUCAUUUGCAUCAGUUGAAUUUAAAAUGCCAGACAGGAAAGUGCAUCCUGAGGGGGAGCCCUCUGCUGUGACACAGCCAAGAAGGACAUCUAGUGGAGGAGGGAGUGUACUGCAAGCACAAGACUCAAUCGACACCCUGCGAGCAAGAUGUGGACAAUACUGUCCCAUACUAUGA